Molecule: messenger RNA, 2567 nt
Organism: Rubroshorea leprosula
Lineage: Eukaryota; Viridiplantae; Streptophyta; Magnoliopsida; Malvales; Dipterocarpaceae
Source: the annotation of a GenBank genome assembly
CUUCUCCGAUCUUCCAUAUUCUCUUCCCAAUCUCUUUUCUCAUCCGAUUUCACUUUUCCGAUCAGCUGAAUUUCCGGACAAUGUCGAAGCGGACGCAUCUGACGGAUCUAGGUUGCAUCGCUUGCGAGGAGCUGAGCGACCUGGGAGCUGGUCGGGAGGGCUGGCUCACUGACGAUCCCACUGUCCUCUGCGCUCUGGAGCCCAAUUCUCUCGCCAUCGCCAACAGAAAUCUUAUUCUCGUGCUCGGAUGGUCUGAUCCAGACGAACCAAGGGUCAAUAUCCGACCUGACUUAUCCUCGACCCAAGCCGAGUAUAUAACGGCGAUUGAAUGGCUGGUUUUUGAUGAUUUUAGGGUGGUAGCAGUUGGGACCUCCAAAGGGUACCUGUUGGUUUAUUCUUUGGCUGGUGAUCUGAUUCAUAGACAGAUGGUGUAUCCUGCUCGCAUCUUGAAAUUAAGAGUCCGCGGAACUAAGAGAGAAAUGACUCAAGAGACAUCAUCCUCGGAGGAGGUUUCUGUUGUCAUGGCUGGUGUAAUUGCUCGAUUUGAUGGCUCUGAUAUUCUGAGUAUGCUUCAACAAUGGUUUCAAGAAAUGAAUUCUCAGUUUUGGGACCAGAAACCCAAGAAGAGAGGUCCAGAUGAUCUGGAAAAUUCUUAUGGGAGAUUGCCAUAUCAGUUAUGGAAUGUUAACAAGUAUGGGUCAUGUGUUGAUGCAGCAAUCACUGGCAUAAUGCCUCCUCCAUUAUUGGAACUCCAGUCAAGUCAACGUUACUACUGUGCAGUCACUAUUGGAGAUGGUGCUGUGAUCUCAGCUUUUAGACUUUCAGAAGAUAGAAGCAGGUCCUUAGUGGGGGCCAUUUUGUCAAAAGUUGUGCCUGCGACAUUUUCAACCAUCGCAUCUUUUUCUAAAAUGAUAUGGCGGAGUGAACCAACUACAAACAGAAAGUCGGAAGAGAAGACUCAGCCAUUUGCUCGAGGUGAAGCUUGUUUAGUUUGUACAUUCAAUUUCUUUCCUAGUAUGAUGUUAAGCCUGCAACAUAAAGUCAUGUACCCAUAUUUGAUUUUUAUACUUCCUACUGAAUAUUAUCUCAUAACUAGGAUUAAGUAUUAUUGGAACUUGGAAGGUGAUUCAGUUAUCAAGAAUCUAGAUUGUUUCACUAAGAAAUUGAGCCAAUGUAGAAGAUGUUUAUACCAGUUAGCUGAUCUCUUUCUCCAUGACUUCAGUAACGUUAUAACCACUUUGUUUCAACAUCUCAAUUUUUACUGUAAGUUCUAUUUGUGGUAUUUCUCAUUUUUUCUGCUGGCUGCAUUUCCUGUUAUUGUUUCCUAAUAUCCUGCUUUUUCCUUCAUAUUUUGCUCUGUGCACUCACCAAUGCUUUUUGUGGCUAAGGACGUGUAUUGACUAAUAACUCCUUAUUGUUAUGAAAUAUGCUGGAAGUGUAAUGGAAAUAGGGUUUUUGUUUCAGUUAUAUUGUCCUGUCCAAGGUGAUAUUAUGGUGUUGUGUAUUCACCAUCUUUCAUGUUUCAUUUCAAAUUUGAUAUGCCAGUUAGCAUUUGAGAUUAGCAUUCUCUAUUUUGACUUUUCAAUUCUUAUUUAUUCUUUUGUAAGCCCUCUUGAAUGUCGUAUUGAUGGCAUCGCAGCUUCUCCUUUGACGUGUCUGAAGGAUCACCCAAGAAAGGGUGAAAAACUCACCUUGUCACCAAGUGGUACAUUGGCUGCGAUAACUGAUUCACUUGGUCGUAUAUUGCUCUUAGACACUCAAGCACUUGUAGUGGUGCGACUGUGGAAGGGAUAUCGUGAUGCAAGCUGCUUGUUCAUGGAGUUGCUAGUCAACAGAGAUCAACCAGGGUCAAGUUCCUUUUACUAUGAACCCACAAAGAGUGACUAUUGCCUUUGUCUGGCAAUUCAUGCACCUCGUAAGGGAAUUGUUGAGGUUUGGCAGAUGAGAACUGGACCACGUCUUUUAACCAUUCAGUGUGCUAAAGGUAGCAGAUUGCUACAACCUAGCUACAGGUUUGGAUCAUCAUUAGGCUCUCCUUAUGUUCCCUUGGAAGCUUUUUUGUUAAAUGGAGACUCUGGUCAGUUGUCAGUGUUGAAUCGAUUUGUUAAUUGAAUUAAUGAAGUUCGUUCCUUCUUUGUUCAAUACCAAUUUACUUUUAUCUCUAUCAUUGUCUGUUCCCUUGCUUUUUUACAGCUUAGAUUGAGAAAAGAUGAUUUUAAGCUGCAUUAUUUCAUAAAAGUUGACACAUUUUGGAGAUCAUGUUAGAAUAUUGGCAUACCUCCUUUUUUGUUAUGGUGGUUAGGUGGCAUCUUGGCCACUGCUCACCUUUCUAGUCUGUAGUCCAGUCCAAGAUAGACCAUCCAAGUUGAGACUAGGGGUCCCGUGAGGAAUUAUCUACUCAUCAAUUCCCCAGUGAAUCAAAUCUUGGUUAUCAAGGUGGACCAACUAUUCUUAGUAUUCUAGUUAUGUAUCUGUCUGGUUACUUUCCUUACUGACAUUGAUUUCUCUACACUAUAUUAUUAUUGCUUAGUUUCGUGCCUUAAACUAAAGAAAAGAUCAUUUGAUGU